AUCCUUGAGGACUACCUGCUGGUGGAAGAUGUGCCUCUGCUGGAGGAGAUGGCUGAAGAGGAUGAAGAGCUCGACCUGUACAACGAGAUGACUUUUGGGCUAGACCGAGACUCCACUGAGGAGGACACCAUGAAAUCCCUGAUGCCUCCAGAGAUAAGCCCCGAGCUGGCCAAAGCAGUGGCAGAGGAGACUGAGGCUGGGGAGGAACUGGGGCUCAGAGCGGCUGAGCAGCUGGAGGAGCUGGGAGAACCCCAGGAGGAAAGUGGGAUGGAGCUGGAGGUUGAGAAGGUCGGCUCUGAGUUGGAGGAAGAGGAGGAGGAGGAGGAGGAACUAGGGACUGAGGAACAGGAGGAAGACCAGGAGCCCUGCGAGGAGCCAAACGACCUGGGAGACCCGGCGGUGAUGAGAGCUGUGCAGAGCAAACCCACGCUGGAGAGCCAGGACUCAGCAGUGCUGGACAGCAGGAUUGGUGCUUCCUGGGCAGAGUUCGGCAAAGAGGACCUGCUGGCGAUGGAUCCUGCUGCGUGGGGCUCCUGCCCCAGCAGCAUCCUACCCCACCAUGUGCUGGAGGAUAAAGCUAUCUUCCAGGUCCUGGAGAGGCCCCCACCAUCCACCAAUGUGGCCCUUGACUUUCUCCGCUGCCCCAUGCAGAGGGGCUAUGGGGGGUCUCCCCGGCUCAAGCGCCCUGACUUAAGACUGAUGCCCCCCAAGUCCUUCCCACAGCGCUUUCUCCGGCAGUCACCCCUGAUGCCUCGCUCCCCGUGCUCCCCUCGGCCCUUCACGCCGGCUCGCAGGACCUCUCCGCUCUUCACUUCUAACCAGACCACAGGGUACGCUUCUCCGGCUCCUUUCCGGCCCAUGUCGCCCAACAUCGGCAGCCCACCGCGGCCUCUCGCCAUGCACUUCGGUCCCAUGUCUCCCUCUUUGGACCCUGCUCUCUUCUUCAGUCCGUCAGCCAGUGGCCAGCUGAACCUCAGUGCGCCCAGCCAUAUGACCCAGCUGCACCCCCAGCACCAGCGGAUGUUGACCCAGCGGCAGCAGCAAGGCGGGCAGGCGCAGAGCAUCUCUGCCAAGAAGCUGUGGUCUCCUAAAGUGGACCCUGAUGCUGGGCUGAUGACCUCCAAGGAGAAGGACUGGGUUGUUAAGGUGGAGAUGAUCCAGCUGCAGAGUGAGAACAUGGAUGAUGACUACUACUACCAGACAUACUACCACCGGCUGGAGCGCAAACAGGCAGAGGAGGAGCUGUUCGGUGGGCGCAACAAGCAGGAGCCCACCAAGCUGGUCACACCAUUCAUCCAAAAAGUGGAGACAUAUGACUCUGUGGUGCGCAUUGCGGGCUCGCUGGGCCAGGUUGCGGUGUCCACCUGCUACAGCCCUCGCCGGGCUAUCGAUGCUGUGCACCAUGCCCUCGUGGAGGAGGCUGCGGGGAGCCACCGGCUUCGGGCGCUGCACAGGAUUGAAAAGCUCUUCUUGCAGCUGCUGGAAGUGGAGGAAAUACAGCGGAAGAUGUCCCUGGCCCCGGAGGAGCAGCAGCCCUGCUGUCAGGAGCAGAAGAGCCGAGAAGUGGAGCGUAUCUACCAAGCGUUGAAAAUCGGGGCUUGCAGCAGUGAAGAGGAGGCAGAAGAUGAGUUCCUGCAGCUCCUGUGUGUGCGGAAGGGCAAGAAGCUCACAGCCCGGCUGCUGCCCCACCUGACCCAGGAGCAAGUGGAGAAGAUCCUGCUGACCAUCACCCACCACCUGCCCUUCCUCAUGAAGAAGGACGUGUUGGACGAGUCUCUCCCCCUGCUCUACAGCCCAUUGAAUGAGGUGGUGGGCGGGAUGACCUUCAGCAAACUCAUUGAGGUCCUGCGGGAGAUGACCAGGCCUCUGCCCGAGUCCCCCGAGCUCCCCCUCACCAUGGCCUUGAAGAACCAGUUUGGGAUCUCCUUGCUCUACUCCCUGCUGAGCCAUGGCGAGAGGCUGCUGUCCUCUGACGCGCCGCUGGAGCCACGCAGCGGGGACUUUGAGACGUGGACGGACACGGUGUUCCUGGUCGCCCGGGAGCUGUCACAAGUGCCGAAGGCCUUGCUGGUGGAGCCUCUCUUCUUGCCCAGCAAUCUUCUCUCGCUCUUCUGCCGCUACCUGGACAAGCAGACCAUCCACCACCUGGAAGCCAAGAUGGA
Molecule: messenger RNA, 2162 nt
Organism: Leptosomus discolor (cuckoo roller)
Lineage: Eukaryota; Metazoa; Chordata; Aves; Leptosomiformes; Leptosomidae
Source: RefSeq, a predicted model, not a curated record